UCGUUCUAUCGAUGUGUGGAGUUGUGGACCAAUAGGAAAAACGUCAAAAUAAUUUGACGUGUCAAAACUUGUUAAGAGUCAUUUUAAGUUCCAACUAGUCGAAUGGGAAAUGUUAUGGGAAAUGCUUCACAGCUUGAAAAAGACGUGGAAAAUGAAGAAUGGCUGAAAGAUUUACAAGAAAAUAGAAUUCUUGAUUUCAGUCGAAAAGUAACACACAGCCAAUUUCUUAAGCACAUUCAACAAGAAUACACUGAAGCAUCCCUCAGUGAUUUGCCGUGGUCCAUUUUGGAAAAUGUGAACUUAUACCAACAUGUUAAUGGAUCCUUUAAUAACAUUAGCCAUUUAUCUACAAACUUAGCUCUCAGGAUUCCUCAUUUGACACAUUUAAAUUUUUCUUACAAUUCACUUACAGAAAUUCCCUCCAGUAUUGCCUUAUUAUUUCAUCUAAAAGAAUUACUUUUAAGAGAGAAUCAAUUAAUUUGUCUUCCAGAAGAGAUGUGCCUUUUACCAAAACUUGAAAUGCUAGAUGUUUCAUUCAAUCAACUUCAAAGUCUCCCUAAAGGAAUUGGGAAGUUACAAAGACUAUCCAAAUUGAAUGUUUCCCACAACUAUUUAAGUUCAAUCCCUAGCUCGUUGGGCCUUAAUCCCCAUUUGUUUGUACUAGUUGCUAGUAACAACAUGUGUACAAAUCCACCACAAGAUGUUUGUAACAAUAGCGACCAGCUACUGAUGUACUUGCGUGAACACGCACCCGAAGUACUUACAUUUAGGCAGCUAAACCAUUUCCCUCGAAUCCGUUCAAAUGUGGCCCGUUCCCAAUUAGAUGACGAUGUCCGAACACAAAACGUAGCUUCGUAUGUUCAGACAUUGACACAAACAUCAAAACCAGCUAGCAGAGCCAAAACACCACUUCUGUUCCCUUCACAUGGCACAAAAUGCAAUCCAGAUGAUUUAAGAGACAAGAUCAUUGGACUUAUCUACGGUACUGUUCUUGGAGAUACCCUUGGUGUUGCUACCGAGUACCUGAUGACUGAUGAAAUAAAUUUUUAUUAUGGCGGUGGAAGACUGGAUCACCAUUCCAUCGUGCAGGAUGAACAUCGCUCUCACUUUCCACGAGGGAAAACAACUUGCGUUUCUGAGUUUGCGCUAUUGAUAUUCGAUUCCAUUCUUCGCUGGUCGGGCGUUCUGGAUGAGCUGGAGCUUGCUCGCCGUUUGAUUGACUACUCAUCUAAGGGCCUUAAAGACCUUAACGGCGAACCAUUAAUCACUUCUAGUGUCGUGAACCGGCUGCUUUGCCAAGAGCGUUUCUCCAUUGAUCCUCACGCGGUAGCGAGCGAAACAGCUAAACUUUUUGAUGAAGCCAUCUGCGAAGAUCUUCACGCUUUACCAAUGGCCAUCAUGUCCGGUCUUCCCCAAUUUUACAAUCUUACAGAAGUUCAAUCUAAUGCUACUCGCGUCUGCCGCACAACCCAUAAUCACGAACGUGUUAUUAAGUCGACGUCACUGCUGGCUUCGAUUAUAGCUUUGAUAUUACAGGGUUGUGAAAUGGAUAAUAUUAAAGAAGUUGUCACUAACCAGAAUCUUGUAGAAAGUGAGAUUUACCACAGGGGCAGCUUAGCCUAUGAGGAGAAUAACGAAAUGAAGGACGAACUUGCCAAUGUUCUUAGUGCUGCCCUUCACUGUUUAGAAGAGAAAGAGCCGCACUUUGAGACAAAACUAACGAAUAUCCUCUUCCUUGGUGGACAGAGUCGUAUUUAUGGAGCUGUUUGUGGUGGUAUAUUGGGAUGUCGUUCUGGAUAUGCUCACAUGCCAGCCAGAUGGCUUGAAGGGAUGCAUCCCUCCGUUACUGUGUGGCUCAAUGAGCGAUUAAACCAUCUAUUAGAUAUGAUGGGUCUCCCCUAGAUGUGUGUAUUUGAAAUCUUUUCAUAUUUUGUCAAAAACAUUUCCUUUUUGCUGUUUCAUUUAUAUAUAAAGUUUGAUUUUUUUUUUAUUUAUGAAAGUAUAUUAUCAAUAAAAGGAACACAUUAUUUUAA
Daphnia pulicaria is the source of this 2033-nucleotide messenger RNA. RefSeq lists its product as uncharacterized. The coding region runs from base 103 to 1902 and encodes 599 amino acids. The transcript has 6 exons. Gene Ontology annotation, molecular function: protein binding. NCBI's taxonomy places the organism in Eukaryota, Metazoa, Arthropoda, Branchiopoda, Diplostraca, Daphniidae. The record is from RefSeq and is a predicted model, not a curated record.